CUAGUCAGUUUCUAUCUGUUAGUGAUUUGAUUCACAUCACAAACGUCGAGCUUUUUGUUCCUGUUCUGCCCUAAGCCACGAAUACUACACAUUGGCAAUGUUGCGGUGGUUCACUUUGGUUGCAGUGUUCAUUGCUAGUACGCAAGUUCAAGGGAAACGAAUAUCGCAGAUCAAAUGUGAAGAGUACAUCAAAUCCACGAUGACGACCGUCAGCGUGAUUGCGCUGGUGCUGAAUCCCACCCCCACCGACUUCACCUCGUUCAACUGUUCCAAGGCGGUGGAUCUCAUUGUGGGCGGAGAGGAAGCCAAGUAUGGCGAAUUCCGUCACCAGGCUCUGCUCGGGUGGGAAACGAACAAUACGGGCGAGUAUCGGUUCGAUUGCGGCGGAACGGUCAUCAGCGAUAGAUACGUGCUGACGGCGGCCCACUGUGCCUCGAAAGGGAACCACAAAAACGCUGCCCCUGUUAUCGUGCGCUUUGCUGAGCAUGAUUUGAGGAUAGCGGAAGAUGAGUUUGAUAUAGAAAUUGAGUCUAUCAAAAGGUACCCGGAGCAUCGCUUCCGAUAUUCGUAUCACGAUAUUGCGCUGGUUAGAUUGAAGGAGCGUUUGCUGUUUUCGGAUCUUGUACGACCAGCGUGCUUGUGGGAUAAUGAAGAAACGAAUGUUACAUCGGUUAUUGCUACAGGAUUUGGACGGAUGGAUGUUGCAGAUGAGCAGGGCUCCGAUACACUACGUAAGGUACAGCUCAAUGUAAUGGAUAUUGAUGACUGCAAUCCGCACUUCUUUGGAACAAGGAGCUUUCCAAGAGGGAUGACUGAUGGCCAGUUAUGCAUAGGAAGCCCACGGGGCGGUAAAGAUACGUGCCAGGGUGACUCAGGUGGACCGGUUCAAGUGCUGGUGAACCCAAACGGAUGCAUCUACCACGUCAUAGGUGUGACCUCGAUCGGAACGGGGUGUGGUUCUAUGACGCCCGCAGUUUACACCAAGGUCGCUAGCUAUAUUGAUUGGAUCGAGAAAACUGUAUGGGGAUCAGGUUGAAAUAAUAGACAAAUCAUUAGCCAUAAUAAAGAAAAAUAAACACGGCUCAUAAUCUUAGCAAUUGCGGGAAAAAUGUUUUAAUUUGUUUGUGAAAAAAAUUGGUUCUGUUGUAGCUGAUUUACAAAAUUCUGGACAAAGUC
Messenger RNA from Armigeres subalbatus, 1176 nucleotides. RefSeq names its product serine protease snake-like. Gene Ontology annotation, biological process: proteolysis. The transcript is spliced from 4 exons. Lineage: Eukaryota; Metazoa; Arthropoda; Insecta; Diptera; Culicidae. The coding region runs from base 98 to 1036 and encodes 312 amino acids. The record is from RefSeq and is a predicted model, not a curated record. Gene Ontology annotation, molecular function: serine-type endopeptidase activity.